ACACAGAGCAUCACAGUUGCUGGGCUGUUUCGGCACCAACACAAUAUUAGGAAGGUCAUAAUGUUAUGCCUGAUCGAUGUAUGUAAACAUCACCUGAAUGUGACUUGUAUUAUCUUUUAGGUCUUGUGUAUGCACCCGGACUGUGUCAUCCAACUAGAAAAAGAGAAAUGCAUGGAGAGAAUAGCUAUGGACGACCCCAGCAGAAACCCAGAAUACAUGUGUCGCUGGAUGUGGGACAACCUGACCUGCUGGCAGCCAGCAAGAAUAGGAGACGUGGUGUGGAUGCCCUGCCCCGAGCUCUUCGAGGUCAUGAGUGAAGAAUACGAUGAGUUUGCAAAGGUGAGCCGUAACUGCACUGAGGAGGGCUGGUCAGAAAUGAGCCCACAUUACGUGGACGUUUGUCCUUUUGAGGACAACAGAACGAGUCCUAUGGACAAGUACUAUGUGUCAGUGAAGGCUCUGUAUACUGUAGGCUACAGCACUUCCCUGGUGUCUCUCACCACUGCCAUGGUGAUCCUCUGCUGGUUCAGGAAGCUUCACUGCACCAGGAAUUUUAUCCACAUGAAUCUGUUUGUUUCCUUCAUCCUGAGGGCCAUCUCGGUCUUCAUUAAAGAUGGAGUCCUGUAUGCAGAAGAGGACAGCAUCCAUUGCUUCAUGCAUACGGUGGAAUGUAAAGCAGUCAUGGUGUUUUUUCACUACUGCGUGUUGUCCAAUUACUUCUGGCUCUUUAUUGAGGGCUUGUACCUGUUCACUUUACUGGUGGAGACGUUCUUCCCCGAGAGGAGAUACUUCUACUGGUACACAAUCAUUGGCUGGGGAACUCCGACAGUGUGUGUAACGGUUUGGGCAGCUCUGCGAGUUCACUUCGAUGAUAUUGGGUGUUGGGACAUAAACGAUAAUGCUGCCAUCUGGUGGGUGAUUAAGGGACCAGUCCUCGCGUCCAUAAUGAUCAAUUUCGUACUCUUCAUUGGCAUCAUUAUAAUCCUGGUGCAGAAGUUACAGUCUCCAGAUAUCGGUGGGAAUGAAUCCAGCAUUUACCUGCGGCUCGCUCGCUCCACUCUGCUGCUCAUUCCUCUCUUUGGGAUCCACUACACCGUGUUUGCUUUCACCCCCGAGGACGUCAGUAAGAGAGAGCGGCUUGUGUUUGAACUGGGUCUGGGAUCCUUCCAGGGGUUUGUGAUAGCCGUCCUCUACUGCUUUCUCAACGGAGAGGUCCAGUCGGAGGUGAAGAGGAAGUGGAGGAGCUGGACGGUGAACCGUUACUUUGCAGUGGACAUGAAGCACAGGCAUCCGUCCCUGGCCAGCAGUGGCGUGAACGGCGGCACCCAACUCUCCAUCCUGAGCAAAAGCAGCUCCCAGAUCCGCAUGUCCAGCCUGCAGGCCGAAACACCGGCCACAUGAGCCGAAAGAGCUUUAAGGAUCUUCAGAACCACCCAAACUCAUCAUCUAGUGCUAAUGUA
Messenger RNA from Trichomycterus rosablanca, 1460 nucleotides. It is a transcript of the gene adcyap1r1b, whose product is annotated as adenylate cyclase activating polypeptide 1b (pituitary) receptor type I. Gene Ontology annotation, cellular component: plasma membrane. Lineage: Eukaryota; Metazoa; Chordata; Actinopteri; Siluriformes; Trichomycteridae. The transcript has 12 exons. Gene Ontology annotation, biological process: adenylate cyclase-modulating G protein-coupled receptor signaling pathway; cell surface receptor signaling pathway. The record is from RefSeq and is a predicted model, not a curated record. Bases 130 to 1401 code for a protein of 423 amino acids. Gene Ontology annotation, molecular function: G protein-coupled peptide receptor activity; vasoactive intestinal polypeptide receptor activity; peptide hormone binding.